Molecule: messenger RNA, 1093 nt
Organism: Lactuca virosa
Lineage: Eukaryota; Viridiplantae; Streptophyta; Magnoliopsida; Asterales; Asteraceae
Source: the annotation of a GenBank genome assembly
GGUUCGAUUCGAUCAGACAAAAUGGGAACAAAUUUAAAAAACGCUUUGAUUGCAUUUCUAACUCCUCUUCCUUCAAUACUCUUCUACACUUCCUUCCUCAACAACCACCCCCUUCUCUCCCCAAUUUCCUCAUGGUGCAACCACCACCCUCUCCUCCUAGCCAACGUCCUCUUCUUCCUCAACAUCGAUGUCCUUUUCUGGGCCAUCAGCCUCAUCCAAUCCAGCAAUUGGAUGAUAGAUGUGUACUGGACUGUGAUUCCGGUGAUGCUAUUGCAUUACUUUCAGACUCACCCUGCUUCGCAAUUUGACUUAUGGAGGUCGAGAGUUGCGGUGGCGCUGACGUGGGUUUGGGCGGUGAGGUUGACUCAUAACUAUUUCCGGCGAGAAAAGUGGCAAUGGGGUGCUAGAGAAGAUUGGAGGUUCACUGAUAUGGCUCAACAAUAUGGGAAAAACUGGUGGUGGAUUUCAUUCUUUGCUGUUUACCUCAUUCAACAGGUAUUCCUUAUCGGCGUAUGUCUACCCAUAUACAUUAUCCACACUGUAAACAAGCCAUGUAACAUAUGGGACAUAGUCGCCAUAUUCGUAUGCCUAAGUGGCAUAAUUAUCGCCUAUUUUGCCGAUACACAACUUCACACAUUUGUGACAAAAAAUGAGAAACUAAAAGAGGAAGGAAAGCCAAUGGUGGCAAAUCUUGAUGAAGGGUUAUGGUACUACUCAAGACACCCAAAUUACUUUGGUGAGCAAUUAUGGUGGUGGGGUUUGGGAAUUUUUGGAUGGAACUUAGGGUUUACUUGGUCUUUUGUUGGUGCAUUGGUUAAUAGCUUGUGUUUGGCUUAUGUGACCAUUCUUGUUGAAAGAAAGAUGUUGAAAUUGGAGUAUAGGGUUGAGGCGUAUAAGAUGUACCAAAAGAGGACGUCUGUGUGGGUCCCUUGGUUCAAGUGGUCCUUGAACCAAGUACCCAAAGAAAAGGCUGGUUGAACUGAACUGAUGCGGUUCAACUAACGCGAACAAGUGAAGUGACACGAAGUGUCUUUCAAUGUGAAAUAGGCAAUGAUUCGAGUGAAUUGUAUUGUGUUGGAUGUGUGUUUGUGGA